Molecule: messenger RNA, 711 nt
Organism: Parnassius apollo (apollo)
Lineage: Eukaryota; Metazoa; Arthropoda; Insecta; Lepidoptera; Papilionidae
Source: the annotation of a GenBank genome assembly
AUGAUGCACCAACACAUUUCAGAACAACCUUUGGAACAGGAAGCUGGCCCUUCUAAUCUAGCAGGAUCCCAAAACCUUUCGUCUGUUGUUGCUUCUUCUGCUUGUGACUCAGCCGAGGGUCAUCCAUUGCCACAACCACGCGUUAUUCAGCAGGCUUUAGUUCGUCAACCUACAAUUGCUCAAUUCACUCAGAGAAAAAAAAUUACACCAUCUGAACAGGAAAGAUUAAAUAAACUGCUAAUGAAAUUGUUCACACUACAUUUUCAACCUUUCAGCAUUGUGGAAGACAAGGGCUUUGUUGAAUUUGUUCAUGGUUUAAAUCCCAUUUACCAACAACCUAGUCGUAAGUACCUUUCAAACACUUUACUGCCAUCAAUGUACGAGCAAGUUUUGAAUGAAACUAAAAUAAAACUUACUGAAGAAGCAACAAGUGUAUGCCUUACUACCGACUGCUGGACAUCAAAAGCAAAUGAGUCAUGUAUGGCCAUAACAUAUCAUUAUAUCGACCAAAACUACAUUUUGAAGUCGCUUCUCCUGCAGUGUGAAGUACUCCAUGGACAUUAUACCGCCAUAAACUUAGCAGGUCAAUUAAGGACAUGUGCAUCGACUUUGAACAUUACAGGCAAAAUAACCAUUGUUGUGUCUGACAACGCGAGUAAUAUAGUUUCCGCUAUCACGAGUGAGCAGAAUUGGCGCCAUUUUGGAUGUUAA